UUGGCCCAGCAGCCUACUCGACUCACACACUCCAUAUAAUAGUUCAAGACAAAGCUACCUAAGAUUUAAAAUGCAGAGAAGAACUUUUGAAACUAUGAUACUCAGCAAAAAUAUCCUGCUAAGGAGUCUUGCUUGGCAACGAUAUCAGGCCAUAAGAACUCUUUACAAUUCAGGCAGUGUGAUGCAGAACCACUAUGAACUUCUUGGCCUCAAGAGAGACAGUACCCCAGAAGAAAUAAGGGAGUCAUUUAUUCGUCUAUCAAAGGAGUAUCAUCCAGAUACAAACCCAGAUUCUACUAAACUCCACACAAAGUUUGUUGCUGUGAAUGAAGCGUACUCUGUUCUCAGUAAGCCUAACUUACGCCAGGUUUACGAUGCAGAGUUGGCAAACAAAGAGAGACAAGACAUGUACAACUAUGGUGGUAUCAAAACUAAUGCACCACAAGAGAGAGUGAUAUUCCAUGAUGAUUCCCUCUGGGAGAUGCGUGAUCGGAGUGAAGAUCAGAAAUAUGCACAUCACCCAUAUUAUGGCAUUCGAGGCAUUAAGAAGAAGCUUCCGAAUUCCUACAUUGCUGCUGGUGCUGUGGUGUUCAUGAUCGUUGGUGCUAUCUUCCACUUCUUUCUUGCCAAAAAAUCCUCCGACUUUGCUAUUGAGCAGUUGAAUCGCCGAGACCAGAUAGCCAGCAGAAACCACAUGAUGGCGAGGGAACAGGCAAAGCUCAAUGGCAAUGAACUUCAGUUAACUCUCUUACGGCAGAGAAUAGAAGAAGCAAACAAUAGUAAAUGAGAUGUAAAGCAAAGCGAUCAUGAAAUGGAUGAAUUUAGUAAUGUAUACUAUAACAUGCGAGUAGAUUUGUAUAUUCAUUUUUUAGUCAACGUCUAUAACUUGUUUGCUUCUCAUUUGUGUUUUAUAGCCUGAAAACUUCUAGUCAGAUUAGCUGGAAGACAUUCAUAUCUGUGAAAGAAUAUACAGUUAUACAGUUGUGCAAAUUUUUGUGAAAAUCUGAAAAUUAUAAGGAUACUUAGAUUUAGUAAUUAUUAUUUGAAACUUUGAGGACAAUCCAUAGUUAAAUACAUGUUUUAUGAACUAAUGAAUACAAGAAGUUCUUAUUACAAUGCGCUUUAUAAAGUGUUUAGGCUGUAUUGAAAGAAAAUAAGUGAGAUAAAGUGUCCUCACAAUAUGUCUGAAAAAUCCAAGUGUGCACGCACACACAACAACACACACACACACACACACACACACACACACACACACACACACACACACACACACACACACACACACACACACA
Molecule: messenger RNA, 1292 nt
Organism: Penaeus vannamei (Pacific white shrimp)
Lineage: Eukaryota; Metazoa; Arthropoda; Malacostraca; Decapoda; Penaeidae
Product: dnaJ homolog subfamily C member 4
Source: RefSeq, a predicted model, not a curated record